AUGGCGAGUGCUGCCAUGGCUCAGCAACAGUUAUUGCGAGGAGUCAGAGGCAGGAUACCCCGCAACAACAUAUCUGCGAAGAGGAAUUGCAAUUGGGGGAUGAAUACGAGGAGAAGUGGGUUGGCUACGCUUGCUACUUUCAAGAUCCCCAAGGUCGCGAAUGAACCGAAUCAUCAUUAUGCAAAAGGCUCAGCCCAGCGCGAAGGUUUGAAUCGAGCGUUGGAAAGUCUUCAGAAGAAAUCACCACUGGAAGUGCCAAUUGUUGUUGGUGGUAAAGAGAUCAAAACAUCUCAAAUAUCGACACAACAGAACCCAGCGAACCACUCCUCUACAAUCGCGUCUUACUCUAAUGCCUCUCCCUCCGAUGUUUCUUCCGCGAUAGAAGCAGCGCUGGCCGCGAAGCCAGCAUGGGAAUCUCUUCCCUUUUCAGACCGCGCCGCCAUAUUUCUCAAGGCUGCAGACUUAAUCGCAGGGAAAUACCGAUACGACAUUAUGGCCACGACAAUGCUUGGACAAGGUAAAAACGCGUGGCAAGCAGAAAUUGAUUCUGCUGCCGAGUUGGUAGAUUUUCUACGAUUCAACGUUCAGUAUGCGGAGGAAUUAUAUGCUCAACAGCCCGCGCAUAACUCGCCUGGAGUAUGGAAUCGGGUAGAAUACCGACCCCUGGAGGGAUUCGUCUAUGCUGUUACGCCGUUCAACUUUACAGCCAUUGCUGGAAAUCUUCCUGGUGCGCCUGCGCUGAUGGGAAAUGUGGUUGUUUGGAAACCAUCAGAUUCAGCAAUCGCGUCAAAUUGGUUACUUUAUAAUAUUCUUUUGGAAGCUGGACUUCCCAAGAAUGUCAUCCAAUUUGUCCCUGGAAACCCAGAAGAGGUGACCAAAGUGGUUCUCGCACACAAAGAACUAGCAGCUCUGCAUUACACUGGAAGUACCGGCGUUUUCAGGAAGCUGUACGGUCAAAUCUCCAAUGGCAUUGCUGAUGGUAAGUAUAUUGGAUAUCCUAGAAUUGUAGGAGAGACUGGUGGAAAGAAUUUCCAUCUUGUUCACUCCUCCGCCGAUGUCGAAAACGCAGCAGUUCAGACCGUCCGUGGAGCCUUCGAAUAUCAAGGUCAGAAAUGUAGUGCGACAUCUCGAGCAUAUGUACCAAAAUCAAUCUGGCCACAAUUUAAAGAGAAAUUGGUAGCUGAAACCGAAGGCCUUUCCAUUGGAGGGCCUACCGACCACAAUAACUUCAUCGGUCCUGUAAUCCACGCCGGGUCUUUCAAAAAGCUCUCAGGCGUUAUUGACGCAGCUAAAGAAGACAAAGAACUCGAACUUAUUGCUGGAGGAAAACAUGAUAACUCCAAAGGUUUCUUCAUCCACCCAACCAUUUAUACGACCACCAACCCAAAUCACCACCUCCUCUCCACCGAACUUUUCGGUCCUAUUCUUACCAUCCACGUGUACGACGACACCACAUCUCCCAAGGAAGCUUUCGAGUCUGUCUGUAAACUCGUAGACUCCACAUCCGAGUACGGUCUCACCGGAUCCAUUUUCGCUUCCGACCGCAAUAUAAUUCGAUACGCUGAGGACGCGCUGAGAAACUCAGCUGGAAACUUUUACAUCAACUGUAAAUCCACGGGUGCGGUUGUGGGUCAGCAACCUUUCGGUGGUGCGAGAGCGAGCGGAACUAAUGAUAAAGCGGGAAGCAUUAAUAUUCUGGGGAGAUUUGUGUCGAUGAGGAGUGUUAAGGAGGAGUUUUCGUCGACCUACCAGGUUGAAUAUCCUAGUAACGAGGUUUAA
Messenger RNA from Glarea lozoyensis ATCC 20868, 1779 nucleotides. RefSeq names its product ALDH-like protein. The coding region runs from base 1 to 1779 and encodes 592 amino acids. The record is from RefSeq and is a predicted model, not a curated record. Lineage: Eukaryota; Fungi; Ascomycota; Leotiomycetes; Helotiales; Helotiaceae. Gene Ontology annotation, molecular function: L-glutamate gamma-semialdehyde dehydrogenase (NAD+) activity. The transcript has 3 exons. Gene Ontology annotation, cellular component: mitochondrial matrix.